This is a messenger RNA of Arachis ipaensis, 1299 nucleotides long. Its product is annotated as 2-methylene-furan-3-one reductase. The record is from RefSeq and is a predicted model, not a curated record. Gene Ontology annotation, molecular function: zinc ion binding; oxidoreductase activity, acting on the CH-CH group of donors, NAD or NADP as acceptor. Lineage: Eukaryota; Viridiplantae; Streptophyta; Magnoliopsida; Fabales; Fabaceae.
GACACUUAUCCAUAUACGUACAUUUGAGAAACACAUAAAGAGAAUUUAAUCAAAAAAGCAUAAUAUAAGCAUACAUAGUUGAGCAUUCUAAUCACAAAAACCAUGGCCGCUGCAUCAGCAAUACCAACUCACAUGAAAGCUUGGGCCUAUUCUGACCAUGGCAAAUCAAACGUUGUUCUGAAAUUUCACCCUAGUUUCCCUGUUCCUGAACUCAAAGCAGAUCAGGUACUAAUCAGGGUCGUUGCUGCAGCCAUAAAUCCCAUAGAUUAUUAUAAGAUUGCAGGGAGUUACAACGAUUCGGACGCCCUUUUUCCGAUUGUUCCUGGCUAUGAUGUUGCGGGGUGGGUGAUAAAAGUAGGAAGUGAAGCAAAGAAGUUUAAAGAAGGAGAUGAAGUGUAUGGUAUCGUUGAGGCAAAAGAUGUUGGGUCUUUGGCUGAAUAUACAACAGUACAAGAGAAUGGUUUGGAUCACAAGCCUCCUAAUUUGACCUUUGCUGAAGCUGCUAGCCUUCCUUUGGCGAUUGAAACUGCUUAUGGUGCCCUUCAGAAACUUGACCUUUCUGCCGGUCAAUCUAUCCUUGUUCUCGGAGGCGGCGGUGGUGUCGGAACCCUUGCUGUUCAGAUUGCCAAACAUGUUUUUGGCGCUUCAAAGGUAGCAGCUACAGUCAGCACUGGAAAACUAGAAUUGAUGAGGAAGCUAGGAGUUGAUUUGCCAAUUGAUUAUACAAAGGAAAACUUUGAAGACUUGCCAGAAAAAUUUGAUGCUGUGUAUGAUGCAGUAGGGGAGACUAACAAGGCAUUUAAAGCCCUGAAAGAAGGUGGGAAAGUGGUGACAAUAGUGCCUCCUGGGGUUUCAUCAGCUAUGUUGUUCAUACUCAGCAGCCCUGAUGGGUCUAUGUUGCAGAAACUAAGGCCCUACUUGGAGAGUGGCAAGGUGGUGCCAGUACUCGACCCCAAAAGCCCAUUUCCAUUUUCACAUACUAUUGAAGCAUUCUCCUACCUUCAAACACGUAGACCAGCUGGAAAGAUAGUCAUCUAUCCCAUAUCCCAACAUCUUUAAGUUGUUUAGUUUACAUCAAAAUCUAUGCUAUUUUUCCUCACCAUGAAUUAGGUUUGUUGAAUUUCAUGAAUUUCAUUCCACCACAAGCAUGGUUGUAGUGAUUUGUAGUAGAAGAGUAAUAGUUCCAUUUAGUGACGUUUUAGGAGUCGAGACAAAAAUAUCUAUACUAAAAUAAAUGUCAUUGAGCAUGGUUAAUUAUACUAAAAAUAUAAUGGAGAUAUAAAAAUUAAAAAAAUUAAU